Messenger RNA from Capsicum annuum, 1303 nucleotides. RefSeq lists its product as uncharacterized. NCBI's taxonomy places the organism in Eukaryota, Viridiplantae, Streptophyta, Magnoliopsida, Solanales, Solanaceae. The coding region runs from base 1 to 687 and encodes 228 amino acids. The record is from RefSeq and is a predicted model, not a curated record. The transcript has 5 exons.
AUGACUACUGAUAGUCAAGUGCAUGAUGCUACAAGGACUGUGGCAGCAACUAGUGUUGCCACAACGAGUUGUACGAAUGCUCUGCCGGCAAUGGCACCAGCGAAGAAACCCAAAAGAUUUACGGGUGUUGACUUCAAAAGCGCAACCAAUUUUGUGUUGAAGAUGAAAAGGGAGUAUCCAACUCCAAAAUCUGCCGCAGAUCAUCUUCUAGAAGCAAAAUCAUUGCAGGACGAUUUCGUAGGGGACAGCUUAAGUACUGACCCAAUGGCUCCAAAAACACCACAACCUGAGCAGGAAAAACUGACUGAGUAUUCGAGAAUCUGGGAUACCAUAUACGAUAGUCAGGCCUUGUGUGCCUUAACUGAGGAGCCUGCAGGAGCUGAUCUCAUUUUCGAUCAAGGAGACAAUAUCACGGGGAAGAUAUUCUGUGAAGAGGUUGCUCGAAUAUGUGUGGCAGCUCUGAAAAGCCCCUAUGCAUGUGACAAUACAUUUGAGGUUAAAAGUGUAAUUCCAUUUAGUGAGCCAUACACGGUGGAUCUAGAAAACCCUCCUCCAGAGAAAGAUUACAAUGAAUACUUCAAGACUCUGAAAGAUGACAUCCACUGGGAAAGAAAGCCUAGAGAAAACUCCUAUCCCUGUAUAAAAGACCUAGCUGGUAUGUUAUAUGCUUUCAUGACAUCAGCUUGAACUUCAAGUAUUCGACCCUUAACAAAGCCACAAGGUCAUUUGAUGAGGCCCACAAGCUUAGGCAAGGUGGAUUUGGCACGGUUUUCAUGACAUUAGCUUGAACUUCAAGUAUUCGACACUUAACAAAGCCGCAGGGUCAUUUGAUGAGGCCAACAAGCUUGGGCAAGGUGGAUUUGGCACGGUUUAUAAGGGUACGUAAUGGAUGAAGUUAGUGCAAUCAAUAUGUUGAAGGUUGUAAUGCAAUACCAGAAAUAUUCACAUUAAACUAUGUCGAAGGCGCAAUUUGUUGCAUAGUGUUUUGGCAGAUGGCAGAGAGACACUGUCAAAAGGCUGUUUUUCAACAACAAAUGCAGAGCUGCAGAUUUUUAUAACGAGGUUAACAUUAUUAGUGGCGUUGAGCACAAAAAUUUGGUACGGUUAUUAGGAUGCAGCUGCUUAGGACCGGAAAGCCUUCUUGUAUACGAGUUCCUCCCUAACCAGAAUCUUCACAUUUUAUUUAAAUUAUUGUUGUGUCCAGUAUAACCCAUCUAUUAAAUUGUAAAUUUUCGUUAUUUGUAUUCAUCGUUUGAGGCAAACGUAUGAAGAAUACAUAUACUUUCAUCGUUGGGCUCAUGCA